Molecule: messenger RNA, 1476 nt
Organism: Alternaria atra
Lineage: Eukaryota; Fungi; Ascomycota; Dothideomycetes; Pleosporales; Pleosporaceae
Exons: 3
Coding region: 1-1476 (491 amino acids)
Molecular function (GO): protein binding
Source: RefSeq, a predicted model, not a curated record
AUGUUCCACCAAGGCACCUUACAGAGCGGAAUAACGCUUGCCAUUCAGGAACAGAAGCUCGUCGCCUGCUUUGUACGAGAUGAUGGCGCAACGAGCAACGAGUGGGAAGACGAGUGGCUGAAGAGUGGAUGGCUAUCGAAUCUACUCGUCCAAAAAGCCGUCGUCCUGCGACUCGAGGCAGGUUCCACCGAAGCAGGGUUUCUGGCUGCCUUCUCCGACAUCUCCAGUGUCCCCACCUUCGUCGUCAUCCAAAACGGACAACUACAAGUCCAGCUCAAGAGCGAUGUUACAAAGGAAGAUUUCAUCAAUUCAAUACGACGGGUACUGGGAGCAAAUCCGAUACCAGGCUCCAGCGCAGCACCGACCUCACCACCACAAACAAACACACCAGAACCGAGCGAUAAUCCAACGAAUACGGAAGCCGAAGACGAUCUAUAUGGCCCUUCCGAACCCUCGAUACCCGCUUCUUCCGCACCAGUAGCAGUCCCCACAUUGUCGUCCAAUGCAAAAGGCAAGCAGAGAGCUCCAGACUCGACCCCUACAACCCCAUCCGCAUCCGCAAGCAAAGCCCAACAAGAAGCCCGCGACGCCCUGCGAAAGAAGAAGAGAGAAGAUGCCGAAGAACUAGCGCGAAUAAAAGCGCGAAUAGAAGCCGACAAAGCAGCGCGAAAAAUAGAAGCCUCGUUACGGAAAGCAGAACGAGAGAAGGAAAAGAACAAGUCCACAACACAAAGCUCUGAUACACCACUACAACCGCCAACCACAGCGACGGCAACAAAGUCCUCUCGAGGCUCAAAUUCCCCCACCGUCGCCCUCAACAUCCGCCUCUUUGACGGCCGCACAAUCCGUUCUACGUUCCCCCGCACCGCCACUCUAGCAAACCAAGUCCGUCGCUGGAUCGACACGGAAUUUGGGAAACUAGCUCAAGACGAUGAGAAUAUCAAUAACAAACAACUCCCGCCUUACUUCUUCCGCCACAUCCUCGCUCCAGCCCCAAGUCGCGAACUCUCUGCUGGAGACGAGAGUGUCGAGUUGGGCGAGAUUGACCUAGCGCCUAGUGCAACACUGGUACUGGUUCCGGUCAAAGGGUACACGGAUGCGUAUUCGGGGGGUGGUAGUGGUGGGGUGGGAAUAACGGGGGCUGCAACGGGACUUGUGGGUGGUGCGUUUGGGCUUCUGAGUUCGACCGUUGGGUUGGUGGGGAGUACGAUUGGCUCGGUGAUGGGCUUUGGGGCGCAGCAAGGACAGGGUGGCGGUAGUGGUAGUGGUAAUGGUGAUGGUAACGGGAGGACCAUGGGUAGUAGACCUACUCGGGAACCUACGCAUGAUCCUGUGCUCGAUCAACAACCGCCUUCUGGCACGACAAUGAGGGUGAGGACUCUGGCUGAUCAGCGUGCGAGAGAGCCCCAACAGUUUUAUAAUGGGAAUCAGUUGAGUACGGAGCCAAGGCCGGAGGAUAACGAUAAAAGGGAUUGA